Phytophthora infestans T30-4 is the source of this 1176-nucleotide messenger RNA. RefSeq lists its product as uncharacterized. Bases 1 to 1176 code for a protein of 391 amino acids. The record is from RefSeq and is a predicted model, not a curated record. Gene Ontology annotation, molecular function: protein binding. Gene Ontology annotation, biological process: cilium organization. Gene Ontology annotation, cellular component: motile cilium; cytoplasm. NCBI's taxonomy places the organism in Eukaryota, Oomycota, Peronosporomycetes, Peronosporales, Peronosporaceae. The transcript has a single exon.
AUGGCCUUCAAGUUGACGCCCACCGAGAGCCUUCGCGCCUGCGGUGUGCUGGAAGAGUCCCUGGAGAAGAUGAGCUUCUUGGGCAGCAUCACACCCGACAUUCUGCAGCACCGCGAGGAGCUGUCGCAGGUUGUGGGCGAGGAAAUCUCCCGCAUCAUCCAAGAGCAGCGCCAGCUCGAGAAUAAGUACGAGAAGCUCAUCGCCCAGCGAGCAGUACUUAAAGGACUGGCCAAUAAAUCCAAGUUUAAGGAGAACCAGAGAGAGAUCCAGGAGGUCAGUCGGCUGCUGCGAGAGUCCACCAAGAGCUUGUGUCGUAACCUCAAAGAGAACCCCAAUUUUGCAGGGAACCUCCUCAAGAUUCAGCAGGAACGCGAAGGUAUCUUGGAGCUGCUUGGACAUACGUUGACGGAGAUGAAGAAACACGGGACGUUUGAGACGCUGCUCACGUUCGUGGCGGACGGUAAAAGCACACAGGAAAAAGCACACGACAUCCUCGAAAAGGAACGUGACGCGGUCGAAGAAGUGAAAAGACUGGGGGCAGAACUUGCCCGAGAGAAACUGGAGCACCAGAAGGAGGUGACGGAGCACAAGGCAGCCAUACUUCGAUUGAAAGAGCAGAUACUCGCAGUCAAGUCCAAGACGCAAAUCGAUAUCCGAUAUGCGCGAAACGAAGCCAAGGCGAAGCGAAGCAGUACGGCGCGGAUGUACCACCAGCUAAUGGAAGAGCAACACGACCGCAUCAAAGAUCUGCAGGGUAAGUGUGCGAUAGAGACCAAGGUACAUGACGAGACUGUGCAUUUCCUCAAAGACCGUCACGAACAACUCCAGACAGAGCUGGCUGAGUGGAAUGCCAAGUACCAGCAAGACACUCAAGCGAAGCAAGCGCAAUUACAGGAGUUGCAGGAAAGCAAGGCUGCCAAUGCCAAGAGACUUGAGAACUUUCAGAAACGAUGGCAAGAGGAGAUGACAACAAUUAAACAAAAAGAAGAUGAGCGCCAGAGGUUAAUAGAGCUUGAAGUAUUGCGCAAGGAAGAGCUGAAGGCGCAGAAUACUGCUGCGAGGAUCAUCCAGGCUGCGUAUCGCACACACAUGGCCAAGAAGGAGAAUAAACGUAAGGCUGCUGAGUUUGAGAAGAAAGCAGGAAAGAAAGGAGGCAAGAAGAAGGGAAAGAAAUAA